AUGUCAAGACAAUAUAAAAUAAAUUUUCCUCGUCCUAUGUGUUUUUGGUAUGCUAAUGACGUUGAAGCAUGGUUGAAAAUUAAAAAACCAAAAUUAGCUUUACGAUAUUCAGGGAUAUUUAUAAAUAAUUAUGUUACAGGACGUGUUUUAGUUGAUAUGACAGAAGCUGAUUUAGCUGAGAUUGGUAUUAAUAAUCAUGAGGAAAGACAAGAACUUCUUGUAGAAAUUAAAAAAGGACGACUAACAAGUGAUCUUGAUGAAAUGAUGAAGUUAAAAGAUAUCUAA
This is a messenger RNA of Strongyloides ratti, 285 nucleotides long. RefSeq names its product Sterile alpha motif domain and Sterile alpha motif, type 2 domain and Sterile alpha motif/pointed domain-containing protein. The coding region runs from base 1 to 285 and encodes 94 amino acids. The record is from RefSeq and is a predicted model, not a curated record. The transcript is spliced from 2 exons. Lineage: Eukaryota; Metazoa; Nematoda; Chromadorea; Rhabditida; Strongyloididae. Gene Ontology annotation, molecular function: protein binding.